AUGCAUCCACUCUUAACGAGUUACAUAAAAUCCUAUCAUGAAAUUCAGGCAAAUUUUCCUUUUCUGAAUCCCGAAGUAAGCGGUAGGCAAUCUGAUCUUUCACUCGGAACACCCCCUAGAUCGAUAGGAUUUGGUAGCCGUAGUGGAAAGGGUUUACUUUCCGGUAAAAGUGGUUCAUCAUCAGGAUGCUUGUUGCAUGGCUUAUGCUUCAAGAAAACAGGUAUUAGUGUAAUAUGUGAUGGCGAGAGAAGCUUGCUCCUCAUGCCAGACAGCAAGACAAAUCCCGAAUGUCCUAACAUGGCUCGUUUGCCUUCCCCUAUUUUUUGGAAAAGAUGUUCGUCUCUGCCCGCUAAACCUGACUCAAAUUUGUUUCCAUCCGUGGACGUGCCUUCUUCUGAAAAAUUGUCCGAGGAACAGAAUAAAUCAGAUAAAGGAGGAAAAGAUGCUGUGGUGUCACGGUCCCUGUCGGUGCCCGGACGAAGUGUUGUUAUAGUACGAUCGGCUUCUUUCGAUACCCAUAAAAAGAAUGUCCCUGCAGAUAAUGGUGAUGAUAAAAGUAAAGUGGUUCCUCUAGAAAGCAAUGAUGAGGAGAUUCCAGAAGAGGAAGCUUUGUGCCGAAUCUGUAUGGAUGUAUGUGAAGAAGGAAAUACACUCAAAAUGGAAUGCAGCUGCAAAGGCGCCCUUCAACUCGUGCACGAGUCAUGCGCUGUUAAGUGGUUUAGUACUAAAGGAAACAAAAACUGCGAGGUAUGCAUGCAGGAAGUGCGGAAUUUACCUGUAACUUUACUGCGGUUGCCUCCUAAUUCUCUAAGGGGUAAUAGACGUGCUCGAAGGGGCAGUAGACAGAAUGUUAAUUCACAGAACUCACCAUCCGAAUCCGCGAGUGCCUGGCAGGAUUUCGUGUUGCUCGUGUUAAUUAGCUCAGUAUGCUAUUUCUUCUUCCUCGAGCAGCUACUGAUUCUUAACUUGAAGGCUCAAGCAAUUGUGAUUGCAGCACCAUUUGCGCUUACCCUAGCCCUUUUAGCAUCUAUCUUGGCUGUCAUCUUAGCAAUCAAGCAGUAUAUAUGGACAUAUGCAGCUUUUGAGUUUACACUCGUUGCAAUAAUUUUCUAUGUAUUAUAUUCCCUGCUCCAUCUGAAGCCUAUUGUUGCAAUACUGCUUUCCGGAACGUUUAGUUUUGGGAUAGCUAUGGCAGUCAAUGCAUUGUAUAUCUACUAUUUCGAUAUGCGAGUUCGGAUUACAGAAAAUCCUAACCCAGUAUGAUUGGAUCUGGAUGAUGCUAUUUGCCAAGGAAGAAAGGCAAUUAGAGGCUAAAUACUGGACAAUCCUUUCCAUUUUUUUUAUACAACAUUAUGCUGAAGUUUUGGAAGAGGAAGAAGUUGCAUCGGAAUCGAAUUAAAGGUUGUAGAUAUUAGGAUUCAAAUUCUAAUCUGAAUUAAACCUUGAGCUCGUGUUCAGUUCAAAAGCAAUCCAUAUUAUUAUUUUUUUCUCAUUUUGAUAACAUUACAAA
Gossypium raimondii (Peruvian cotton) is the source of this 1510-nucleotide messenger RNA. RefSeq lists its product as uncharacterized. Bases 1 to 1263 code for a protein of 420 amino acids. The record is from RefSeq and is a predicted model, not a curated record. The transcript is spliced from 9 exons. NCBI's taxonomy places the organism in Eukaryota, Viridiplantae, Streptophyta, Magnoliopsida, Malvales, Malvaceae. Gene Ontology annotation, molecular function: zinc ion binding.